Messenger RNA from Microplitis mediator, 3317 nucleotides. It is a transcript of the gene Edc3, whose product is annotated as enhancer of mRNA-decapping protein 3. The record is from RefSeq and is a predicted model, not a curated record. Gene Ontology annotation, cellular component: P-body. Bases 187 to 1596 code for a protein of 469 amino acids. The transcript is spliced from 6 exons. Gene Ontology annotation, molecular function: mRNA binding. NCBI's taxonomy places the organism in Eukaryota, Metazoa, Arthropoda, Insecta, Hymenoptera, Braconidae. Gene Ontology annotation, biological process: deadenylation-independent decapping of nuclear-transcribed mRNA; P-body assembly.
AUAUAUGAAGUGCAAAGUGUGUUCUGUGUAUCGAGACUUUUCUGUUACUCGUUAAUUUUUUUUCGUCACUACUUCAUUUAAAUUGAAUUGAAUGAAUUUAUCAAAUAAAGUAUUCCAUUUAAAUACUCAUUUUUAUUCAUCAUAUUUGUUUUAUAUUCAAUCAGAUCGUGAUAAAAGAUAAAAAAAAUGUCUCAGCAAUUUGUUGGCUGUAUGGUCUCAAUAAAAUGUGUUGAUGAUCUUGGUACUUAUCAGGGUCAAAUAACAAAUUUUAAUCGAGAAACUGUUACUAUUUCAAAAGCAUUUAAAGAUGGUAUACCACAUUCUUCGCAAGAGGUUACUAUUAAUGCCAGAGAUAUACAAAACUUGGAGAUAAUAUCAACAGAAGAAGCGGGAGCUAAAGAAGAACAAAUGGAGAGUAAAGUUACUGUUAAAAGGCCUAUUGCUAAACGUGCUAAUAGAUCUGUAUCAGAAUGUAUCCCACCUUCAACACCUCCAGUUAAUCAGAAUCAGAAUCAGAAUCAAGUUCAAGUUCAAGCAAAUUCAGUUAAAAAAACUGAGCAAAGUCAUCCUGAGUAUCCAACUAAUGGACAAGUUCUUGCUGCGGAGACAAAUGCUAAAUUUAAUCAGAAAAAAGUGAUACAGAGAAAAGCGCAGGGCAGAGAUGUACUGGCCUUUGGUACUCCGAUAGACCAGUUUAUGAACCAAGAAUUUGAUUUUGAAAAAAAUCUAGCAUUGUUCAAUAAAAAAGCGGUGUGGGAAGAAAUAAAUUCAUUGAAACCCGGGAUUGUACGAAAGUCGGAGAGUGGUAGAGGAAAAUAUCGCCAUGAUGAGAAUGUCAUCGUGGCAAAACCCACGACAUUGAGACAAAUAAUCGUUCCAGUGAGUGAUGAACGUGAAUAUGUGACGGACGAUGGUCUGGUGAUACCCAGUAUCACUGUCGAUCUUCACAGACAGUUAAUCGGCGCCGCUGAUCGUCUUGGAAUAAGUUGGGAAAGACGAGUCGAAUUAAUGGGACGAGCCGGAGCAGAAAUAAUUAUCCAAUUGCUGGGUGGCGCUCAUCGAUUGAAUCCUAAAAAUGCUCAUCAGUGGCCGACAAUUGUUGCGCUGUGCGGAGCUCAUCGUACUGGAGCUGCUGGAGUUAAUUGUGCACGACAAUUGUCAACUCACGGUAUUAGAACAGUUGUUUAUGUUGAAAAUUCCGAAAAUAUAUCAUUACUACAAGAGUUAUCGUUAUACAAAAUGACGGGUAACAAAGUUGAGACUAAAAUAGACAAAUUAGCGUCAGUUGUUGAUCUGAUAAUACUUGCGCUUCAUGACGAGCAUUCACCGAAAAAUAGUAUUCCAGCGGUUGCCAAAUGGGUCAAUAGUAAUAAAGCUCCUGUCCUUGCUAUCGAACCUCCUUCAACUGGUACUCCGGGUAUCUUAAGUAAAUUCAGUCUUGUCGGCGGAUUACCAUUGUCACAUAGUCCUGAUAACGGGAGACUGUACCUCUGUAAUUUGGCAUUGCCAACAAAAGUUUUUACAGACGUUGGGAUUACAUAUCGAUCGCCAUUUGGACCAAAAUUCGUAAUCCCACUUCACUAUGAUGACUCUUAACAUAUUUUUUUUUUCUAAAUGACCAAUACAAUGUAUUUGAUGACAUUAUAGUGAGUUUAAUAUGACAGUGACAAUUUAUUUUAUUUAAUAAUAAUUAUAAUAAUUAUAAUAACUAAUAAUAUAUUGUAAUACUGUCUUAUUUAAAUCUAAAAUAAUUCAUUAUUUCAUUUUUUUUUUUUUUUUUUUUUUUUUUUGUUCAAUUCAUUCAUUAAAUCAAUUACUUAAUUUUUAAUCGUUCAAUUGAGUUUAUAAUUUUUUAAAAAUUAUUUUUCAAUAGAUUUAAGGUGAGAGACCCAGUACCCGGUCAGGGAACUAGUACCUGAUCAGGUACGAGGUCUUUUACUUUAGUUUACAUAAAAACAUUUUUUUCAUCCUUAAAAAAUAUAAACAUAGACCUGAAGAUCGUAACGUUUUGCGCAACGAAAAAAAAAAAAUUGAUAGUAAAAAAUCUACUGGAUUAGAUUUGAUAAAAGUCGAAUAUAGAUGCUGGUAUGUCAGCUGAAAAUCUUAGGCCCCCAACUUCCGGAACUACGAUUUAAGCCAAUCUUGUUGCGCGAAAAACGUUUCGAUCUUAAGGUAUAUAAAUAAAUAGACAUUGAUAUACUUUAAUAUAUGUACAGAUAUAUAUUAAAAAUAUCAAUAAAAAAAUUGUUAAUAAAAUUACUACGUUUACCUAAACAUUACGUACUGAAACAGUUAUUUAAUUAUUUAAUUAGUGAAAUAUUCUUUUAAGUACUCAGUUAAAAAAAAAAAAAAACCCUCAUCUUGAUAGUGAAUUUUUAUAAAUAAUUUUAUAAAUUAUUUAUAAAAACGUAUCCAAUUACUGAGUGUAUGAUACAUAAAUUUGUUGUAAUUGUCGUUAGAAAAAAAUAACGUUUUUUUAUAUUGUAAAUUAAUGAGUUGCGUCUCGAAUUAUGUGCGAUGUCACACUCUGAUAGUUAAUAAUAAUAAAAUUAAAAAUUAUAUACGUUAAAAAUUUCCAAUAUACAUAACUACUUAUUGUUAUAUUAUCGUGUUUAUCCUUCAGCGAUCCCUCUUAAUAUAUAUUAUAAGUGAUAUGACACAAAUGAAAAGUGAAAGCUAUAUGUCAUCACAACAGCGAUUACUUCAGUCUUAAGCUUUUUAUGUCUUAUAUUUUAUGUUAAAUGAAGAUAAUGAGGAACAAUAUUAUUAGAUACUUGUUGUGUCUUAAAUAAUUUAAUAAAUAAUUUAAGUAUGAUAUUUUUUAAACAGCUCAAGUAAUUGGUAAAAAUUAUUUAUAAUUUACCAGCGAGUAUGGUUCGUUAGCUACUAAGUAUUAAUUAUUAGUUAAAUUAAAAGUACUUCCGUUUUGAUUUAUUUUUUAUUAAUCAUGACCUUGGCCACAGUGGCUUUAUUUUCACAUUACCGUUAAUUAAGAUUAUCGAGUAAUGUUUUAUGAAGAUAUUCAUAUAUAGAAUUAUCUUAGUUUUUUUUAGUAUUAAAUUUUAUUAUUUUUUUUUUUUAUUUUCAUAUCGUAUGCGUUAUCUUUAUAUAGGAUUAAAAUACAAUACUGUUAUCAAUUCAUCGUCGUGGCAGACAGUCGUAUGUUGUUUCUUGUGAAAAAGUUAUUUUGUGAAAAGCGUUAAUGUGACACGAAAAUAAUAAAUUUAUAUUUUUAAAAUAUCUGUAACAUAAAAUAUUUAUAAUUUAUUAUGAUUAUUGGAUAUAAAAAAUUGACUGUUCAAUAAUUUAAAAUAAAA